Molecule: messenger RNA, 1561 nt
Organism: Conger conger (European conger)
Lineage: Eukaryota; Metazoa; Chordata; Actinopteri; Anguilliformes; Congridae
Gene: mmp23ba
Product: matrix metallopeptidase 23ba
Exons: 8
Coding region: 192-1346 (384 amino acids)
Biological process (GO): collagen catabolic process; proteolysis; extracellular matrix organization
Cellular component (GO): extracellular matrix
Molecular function (GO): metalloendopeptidase activity; zinc ion binding
Source: RefSeq, a predicted model, not a curated record
CCGAACUUGAAAGCGACUUUCAGACUGAAGUCGAGCCGGACUGUUGGUGCUUUCCCGCUGCGACUUGCAUUCUUUUCAUUAAUUAAAAAUAAUAUCCUAAUAAAGAUCAGUUCGAUGGUCAUAGAUUCAUAAAUGGUGGCGAACUCUGGAGUAUUUCUCUCUUAGGGAAAGUAGCAGGAGGCUUUGCAGUGAUGGAGUGGCAGAUAUUCAGAAGUCAUCGAAAAGGCGGCUCCGGUGUUACAUUCCCCACAUUGUGUGUGAUCAGUGUUUUUCUAGCAGGGAUGCAAGAAAUUGCAGCAUUCCCCACCUGGAGGAUUGAGGAAGAAGCUCAUCCCUCGGGGGUCUUGAUGAUUGGCAUUCGUAAAAAUGCCCGUUCUCAAGUCCUCCACCUCUCCAGGAACAAGCGCUACACCCUCACGCCAGAGAAACUCAAGUGGGACAAAUUCAAGCUCACGUACAAGUUGCUGUCGUUCCCCAAGAACCUGAUGAACGAGAGUGACACGAGGAAGGGCUUCGCCAAGGCCUUCCGCAUGUGGAGUGACGUCUCCCCCUUCCGGUUCCGGGAAGUUCGGCCUCACGAGGAGCCCGACAUCAAGAUAGGUUUUUACCCGAUCAACCACACGGACUGCAUGCAGUCCUACCUGCACCACUGCUUCGAUGGCAUCACCGGUGAGCUGGCCCAUGCAUUCUUUCCCCAAAAUGGAGAAAUCCACUUCGAUGACGACGAGUACUGGAUUCUGGGAAACAUGCGAUUCAGCUGGACGAAAGGGGUGUGGCUGACGGAUGUGGUGCACGUGGCAGUUCACGAGAUAGGCCACGCCCUCGGCCUUAUGCACUCCCUGCACCCGAAGGCCAUCAUGCACCUCAACGCCACGCUGACGGGACGCAAGCACAUCACGCAGGAUGACGUGUGGGGCAUAUUCCGGCUCUAUGGAUGUUUGGAUAGGCUGUUCAUCUGCUCUGCCUGGGCGCGUAAGGGCUAUUGCGACAGCAAGCGAAAGCUCAUGCAAAAACACUGUCCAUCCAGCUGCGAUUUCUGUUAUGACUUCCCCUUCCCCACCGUCGCCCCGACCCCCAUCCCCCCCAGGACCAAACACAAGCUUGUGGCCGAGGGCAAGAAGCUGACCUUCCGCUGCGGAAAGAAGGUCGCGGAGAAGAAUGGAAUAGUGUACUGGUAUAAGGACGGAGAGCUCCUGGAGUACUCCCACCCCGGGUACAUCUCCCUCACGGACGACCACCUCAGCAUCGUGGCCAACGCCAUCAACGAGGGCACGUACACCUGCAUCGUUAGGAAACGGCACAAGGUGCUCACCAACUACUCCUGGCGGGUGCGCGUGCGCUUCUGACGGCGCUGCCACGGCAACGGACAAAGCACAGACAGACCCCUACCACUCACCUCCACUAUAAUCAAGCCAAAACCUCACCAAGCUGGGCACAUAUUUCAGAAACGAUAAAUGAAAACUUAUGUUUUAUUCAGGUUUUUUUUUUCUUCAGUUUUGUAAAUGGCAAUUUUCUUUCAAAUUUUUUUUUGUAAGUGCCGAUUAAAACAAUUUUAUUGUCA